AAGGAGAUCGCCCUCGAUUUGAAACUGAGGAGAUAGAUAUCAUUUCGAAGCACAUCAUGUCUUAUCUUGCUACACCGUCACGAAAGUCGCGAGUACGGACGCUCACGAGCAAGCUCGCCCAUUCGGUCUUGAUCUACAUACUCUACAGGCAUGUCGUCUUGGCCAUGUAUAGACACAUGCGAGCAAGAGGAGUCGGAGGUUCUCUGCACGAGGUGUAUGACUAUGGUAGACAGCUCGUCGUCGGGCUCUUGCUCCGGCUACCUUCCUCCAAACUCAAGAUCUCCACCGAAUUGGGUCAAGCGAGGCGAGGAGUAGAGGACAAGCUCGUACCACACGUGUUACCCGCAGGAUCGGAAUAUCAUAACGCUCUGCCAAAGGAAGGCAAGACGCCCGAAUGGCUCAAGGAGGAGAUGCAUAGGCUACUUUCGAUGGAGAAGGGAGACGUCAAGGAAGGCCGUGUCAGUGGUGCUGUCUACCAUGGAGGGGCCGAUCUCAACAAGGUCAUCAUGGAUGCCACAUCGAGCUUCGUCGUUUCCAACCCAUUACAUCCAGACGUCUUUCCCGGUGUCCGCAAAAUGGAGGCGGAGAUCGUGAAGAUGUGUUUGACUCUCUUCGGAAACCCUAACGGAGCGGGUACCACGACUUCUGGCGGUACCGAAUCUAUCUUGAUGUCGGUCAAGACCCAUCGCGAUUGGGCGCGAAAGACGAAGGGGAUCACUAACCCAGAGAUAGUGGUUCCCGCUUCGGCACACGCUGCUUUCUGGAAGGCAGCCGACUACUUCAAGAUCAAGAUACACGUCAUCCCAGUAAACGAAAAGUCUAGGAAAGCGGAUGUCGCCAGGAUGCGUCGAGCCAUAAACCCCAACACUAUCAUGCUCGUCGGUUCCGCUCCCAACUUCCCCGAUGGCGCGGUCGACCCCAUCUUUGACCUCGGUCAGCUGGCCAAGAAGUACAAGAUCGGGCUCCACGUCGAUUGUUGUCUCGGAAGCUUCUUGAUGCCAUUCUUGAAGAGGCAGGAUAGAAAUUUGCCCAACUUUGAUUUCUCCGUUGACGGUGUUACUGCGAUCAGCUGUGACAUACACAAGUAUGGUUUCUGUCCGAAGGGAUCGUCGGUGAUCAUGUAUCGAGACCGCGAACUCCGAAAGUAUCAGUAUUACAUCCAACCUGACUGGUCUGGAGGUGUUUAUGCUUCGCCGUCGAUGGCAGGAUCCAGGCCCGGUUCAAUCAUCGCUGGAGCUUAUGCCGUGAUGAUGCACAUGGGAGAGGAUGGUUAUGCUCGAACGUGCGAGCAGAUUGUCGGUGCAGCUCGCAAGCUCAAGAAGGCGAUUCAGCAAGACUUCCAGGACGAUCUCUAUAUUUUGGGCGACCCUCUCGUUUCGGUCAUCGCAUUCAGCUCAAACACGCUGAACAUUUAUGUUGUUGGUGACCUGAUGAGCAAGCGCGGCUGGCAUUUGAACGCGUUGGCCAACCCUUCAGCUUUACAUCUGGCUGUAACUUUGCUAUCUGUGAGCGCCAUCGACAAGCUGCUGCAGGACCUGCGCGAGGUGAUCGACGAGGUCAAGAGCAACCCGCCAGACAAGGAUGGCGACCUCGUCGCGCUUUACGGUCUGGGUCAGACCAGUGUUGGCAAGCCGGUCGUGCCUUUGCUCGCAGAGAUGUUUAUCGACACGCUAUACAUGACAAGGUAGUUCUUUGCGAUAUGACUAGGUACUCACUCCGCGCGUGAACAGGAUAGGUAUUGCUGUACUUGUAAUGCAGGAUUCAUUCACUUACAAGUCGUCUGCUCCGCUCAAAUGCCUCCUUAUAACUACCGACUGAGGGUUCUGUACAAUUAGGCACCCCUUAAUGCAGCAUUCUUCUUCAAAUAUGAUGAUAGUCGAGAAGAGAUCGAGUACAAGA
Molecule: messenger RNA, 1899 nt
Organism: Filobasidium floriforme
Lineage: Eukaryota; Fungi; Basidiomycota; Tremellomycetes; Filobasidiales; Filobasidiaceae
Product: putative sphinganine-1-phosphate aldolase
Exons: 14
Coding region: 57-1688 (543 amino acids)
Biological process (GO): sphingolipid catabolic process; carboxylic acid metabolic process
Cellular component (GO): endoplasmic reticulum
Molecular function (GO): sphinganine-1-phosphate aldolase activity; pyridoxal phosphate binding
Source: RefSeq, a predicted model, not a curated record